AUGCAUACGUGCAAGCCUGUAAGUACACUGUUAGCUCCUCAUUUUAAACUUUCAGAGUUACAAAAGCCUCAGUCCGAAGAUGAGGUGGAGCAUAUGUUAAAGGUUCCUUAUGCCAGCGCAGGAGCUUCUGAUAUUGGUCUAACCUUUCAAAAAGGUGGUGGAGGUAUUUCAAUUCUCGGUUAUGUGGAUUAUGACUAUGCAGGGGAUCUUGACAGAAGGAGGUCCACAACUGGAUACAUCUUUGCUCUUGUUGGCAGUGUUGUUAGUUGGAAAUCGACUCUGCAGUCGAUUAUUGCUUUGUCUACGACAGAAGCAGAAUACAUGGUAGCAACGAAGGUGGUGAAAGAAGCUAUCUGGUUGAAAGGUUUAGUGGUGGAAUUGAGUUUGGUUCAGUAG
Messenger RNA from Lycium ferocissimum, 396 nucleotides. RefSeq names its product secreted RxLR effector protein 161-like. Lineage: Eukaryota; Viridiplantae; Streptophyta; Magnoliopsida; Solanales; Solanaceae. The transcript is spliced from 2 exons. The record is from RefSeq and is a predicted model, not a curated record. The coding region runs from base 1 to 396 and encodes 131 amino acids.